AUGGCCAAUCGCUCCGUCAAUGAGGACUUUCGUCUUGUACGUUUGGUCACUCUUCCGGCCACUGAUGUCACGGAGAAGAGCGGUACUCUUACCCUCCACGGUCUUACGCCGACGGCUGCGUACCGUUUCCGAGUGAAAGCUUUGCUGCUCGAUGGACGUGGCACUUUCAGUGAUGUCGUUACGCUGCGUAUGCCUACGAAGCCGAGGAAUACGUGGAGACGUUGCGUCACUCGAACUGUAGACGAGGAGAACACGAGAGCAGGAAUGCGCGUCACCAACACUCCUCCCUUGCAGCGAUUUCCGUCUGCUAGACGAGGACAUUCCCUCACAUUGCUGGACAAUUCUCUGUACCUCUUUGGAGGAAUGGCGAAGAGCUACGAGUGCAGCCGAGCACACAAAGUGCCGUGUUUAUUACAGCCGAGUCCACGAUCAGUGUCCAACGAUUUCUGGCGAUAUGAUCUGCGCACGGAGACGUUGGUGGUCUGUGCUCCGCCAGCGUUGGUACCUUCUCCAAGAGAGAAACACUCGAUGGCAGUGGUGAAUGACCGCUUGAUUCUAUUCGGAGGACGGCAGAACGACGUGUCGGACGCAAAUGACGCCUCGACGUGGGGACCUCGAGCCCUGAAUGAUUUGUGGGAGCUGUCGGUCUCCUCCAGUACAGCGAAACAGACGUCAGUGUCGCUGGAUUCUCGUCAGCCAUCGGCUUUGUCUAUUCCGGAUGGAGGACAAGUCUUUGCGCUUGGGAGGAAGAGUGGUAGUGCUGGUGGAGGGCAACUCUGCGUUGUCAACGUGUCUUUCGUGUCGACGUCUAGUCUCGAAGCGCUCUCGGUCUUCCAUCAGCUGCCUGUUGCCGGGAACUGGACGCUUGAGUUGACUGACACUGCAGCGGACGGCUUUGUCGGGACCCUGGACUCGUGGGACGUCACUUUCGACGUUGCGCCUUGCGUUCCUGCCUUCACGUGGACGAAUCUGUCGCCCAUAGCAACGGGAACGGCCCCGACCGCGCGGCCACAUUUGGCGCGGAUGGGCUAUCCAGUGAGUUGUUAUCAAUUGAGUGGCAUGCAUCCAGUCACUCACGUGAAGGUCGUGCGCAGCUCCAACAAGUUCAAGGCCUACAAGAAGCUCGAGCCCAGCUUGUCCCGGCGGGCAUCUGGCACCGGGUACGGCAUCUGGUACCUGGACAGUAAGAGAGACACGCCGAGCAACUGUCCUGGUAAGCUUGGUCGCAGUGAGCGAUUCAUGGUCGAGCUCAAGUGUCAUCAGCAACUGCGGAUGAAGCGACAUCAAGGUGCAAGUGAAGUUCAAGCAUCGAGGCACCAGCUACUGGCACACAACAAAAGUCGAGUUGCAUCGUAG
Messenger RNA from Phytophthora infestans T30-4, 1356 nucleotides. RefSeq lists its product as uncharacterized. Gene Ontology annotation, molecular function: protein binding. Lineage: Eukaryota; Oomycota; Peronosporomycetes; Peronosporales; Peronosporaceae. Bases 1 to 1356 code for a protein of 451 amino acids. The record is from RefSeq and is a predicted model, not a curated record. The transcript is spliced from 4 exons.